UAAUUUUUAUACGUUGGCUGCAUUUGAAGUUGGUAUUUGCCAAGAGCCUGCCAUUUUGUAAGAUAGAAGGGAGAUAAAAAAUAGUUUUAUGGUGUUAAAAUUUUACAAAUACUUCGUUGCCAUUUGUAUUAGGGCCAAAAACAAAUGUUUAAAUGGACGCUUCGUCCAUUAUAACUCAGGUGUCACGGGAUGACGAGCAAUUAAACAAUUAUGGAUCCGACAGAGGGUCAUCCCCUGGCGUGCAGCAUAAUGAGGGGGACGUUACACCAGUAUCGGGGUCCACCCCCUUGGGCAGCAAGAAGUCGUCCGGCAGCGGCGGCUUUCUGCGCUCACUCUUGUGCUGUUGGCGCGGAGGCCGUGGCAAGGGCCCGCCCGGCGGCAAUGGGACUAACAGCAUCGACGGCAGGGCUUCGCCCCCGCUGUUGGUUAUGUCUGACCAUGCCCCGAGACCGUUGUUACCACCAGUGAGACACCAGGACAUGCAUAAAAAGUGUAUGGUCAUUGACCUGGAUGAGACUUUAGUGCACAGUUCAUUUAAGCCAAUCAACAACGCGGAUUUCGUGGUGCCGGUUGAGAUCGAUGGCGCCGUGCACCAGGUGUACGUUCUGAAGCGGCCGCACGUCGACGAGUUCCUGCGGCGGUGCGGCGAGCUGUACGAGUGCGUGCUGUUCACAGCCUCGCUGGCGAAGUACGCGGACCCCGUCGCGGAUCUGUUGGACAGAUGGGGUGUGUUCCGCGCGCGGUUGUUCCGCGACAGCUGCGUGUUCCACCGCGGCAACUACGUGAAGGACCUGAACAGCCUCGGCCGCGACCUGCGGCGCGUCGUCAUCGUCGACAACUCGCCCGCCUCCUACAUAUUCCAUCCGGACAAUGCUGUACCUGUCGCGUCAUGGUUCGACGACAUGACAGAUUCAGAACUGUUGGACUUGAUACCGUUUUUCGAGAAACUGAGCAAGGUGGACAGUGUGUACACAGUGUUGCGAAACUCCAACCACCCGUACAACCCGACGCAGGGCUCGCCCCCCACAUAGCCCCCCCUUAACGUGGACUUCGUCUUAAGUGCCAAUUUUGCCUUCUGGGUAGUGAGGACAUUAUUUGUACCUAUAGUACCCAAUGUACCUAUUGUACACGUUAGGUAUAGUUUAAGCGAUACCGCAUGAUGGAUUUGUGAUGUUUUUUUUAUUAUUUGAUAUAUUAUUUAAUCGCCUCCGCCGUUGAGCUUGUAAUGUGUUCCACUAACGUGAUUUGUUUGUACCUCCUAUCGACGUUUAUAUCGUGCUCGGGAUCAAAUACGAUAAGUUAGGUAGUCGAUAACAUAAAUAACGUUCGCUAGUGUCGUGUCGUAUAUCGAUAAGCCGGCACUCCGCUUUGAUCGAUGUGAAAGCGUGAGUCGUCGCGCUGGCCGACGCGAGUGCUGCACCGAACGUUGAAACAUCGACUCGAUAAACGCCCUCAUUUCUCGAACUUACGAAUGUUAUAGACUCGCAUAAUCACGAAUUCUAAAAUUCGACUGGUAACAGUAGAUGUGAUGUGAUGCACUAGGUGUUGUGUGUAAAUAUUUUUAUAUAAGGAUGUUAGACGACGUCGAUGGAAUCAUGGUUAAGAAACGAUAUCUAUAGCGGUGUACAUAUAUAUUUUACAUAUAUGAAUUACAUUAAGGAUCGAUAAAGCUUACACUUGGUGGAUAGUGUCGCGUUCGUACGCCAGUGGCAAUGGUUUGAAUUUAGAUUCUUAUGCGUUCUAGACGAUAGGUUUGUGUAACGACGAUAAUUUUAUUAAUAUAAUAUAACUUAUACGUAUUUUUAUAACUUUUUUUCAAAUCACAUAACAUUAUUUUUAAGUACACUUUUUUUAAACAAAUUUACUAUUGACUCGUUUUUAUAAAAUUAAUUAUAUUUCUAUGAAACAAAGUCAAACUAAUUUCAAACCCUUGCGACCUCAGCGUGUGUUAAGGUUUGUGCACACUAGACGAUGUAUAGUAUUAUCCACGUACGUACAUAAUGUAUCAUAAAAAUAACUUUAUUGUGUACAUACCUUAAUUUUUUUUUAUCGUAUACUAUAAUUAUUUCCUUUAAGUAAUCAUUGGUGACAAUAAUAAGUCAAUCGCAUCAGUGUCAUAUGAGUUGUUUUAAUUAUAAAUAAAUUAAUUAAUAAUGAUACGUUUUUAAGAAAUACAACACGGGUGAAAGUGGUGUCAGAGCGACUCGAUGUCCAUGUAUUAUUAUUUAAACCUGCCCAAUGGGGAAGAAUGCUGUUGUCUUAAACUGCACGUUUACUCCGCGGAUGUAAUACAAUUUAUUGGAAUCGUAUAUAGAAAAAACUUAUGUCUUAACAGUUUCAUUUCGACAGCCUUUUUCUUUGUGCGAGCAAAUAUUUAAUAGUCGAACAUAAAUGUAAUAAAAAUCAUCAUCUCAGUAUUAAAUUAGCUUUGUAGUAUUUGAUGCCAUUUUACACGAAUUAUAUCGCUAUGAAAUGAUAUGAGAAAAAUAUUUUUAUGAGACGAUAUUUUAAAAUAUUUGUUAAUUAACUCGAUAUCGAGCAUUACUAUCGACUACGCGUUAUGGCGGAUGAAUCGAACGGUCAACAUUUUUUUUAAUAAAAUAUAUCUUAAGAAAUCACUAAAAUCUAUUGGACAUUUAACGCUCCGUAGCGAGAUUAUUGCAUUUAAGGGAAUUGAAAUUAAUUUUCGACUAAAGCAUUGCCUUUUUUAUCGAUGUCGAUAAAUGUUUUCGCAAAAAUUAACCUUCGCCUUAAGUGUAGUCGUAUUUUAACGAAAGCGGAAAUUUGAAAAAGAAUAUUAUACCUGUAACAAAUUUAUUUAGGAAACGAUUAAAUUAGGUAAUAUUAUGAAAUGGUGCUUACAGUAUUAGUUGAUUAAGCAGCUCGAAAUAUUGACUGUCGGGGUGAGUUUAAAGUACUGGUAACGCACAUUUUGGCUCAGAAAAUCGACAAAACUAAAAUGAACAAAAAAAUAUUGAAUUUUAACAAGCUAAUCGGCAAGAUUUUCUCGUUUAAAUUGACUUAACAUUGACAAUUAUUUAUUUUAAUUGCAUAGCAAAAAGGUUUUAUUGUUUCUACAAAUUGUUUUUUUAGUGAUUUUUAAACGAUAUCAAUCUAUUUUGUUGGUGGGCGUGUAAAUAAGAUGUUUUAUUAACUUAAAAAAUAAUAAAAAUGAAAAAUGGAUGAUUUAUUUUAGAUGAAAACGAAAAUCUGUUUUUAAUUUUUGGUAACAUACGUGUCUGUUAUUUAGUGACUACUCCACGUAUGUACAUAAUUUACAUAUAUUUUAAUAGAUAUAAAUUAAAUUUAGAUGUAUCGUUGUUGUUAGAUGAGAAGCACUUGAAUCAUAAACCGCGAGCGGACACCGAGAUUCUAUUAUUUGACGAAUUUACCCAAUACGUUUCAUAUUGAAAUCCUAUUUUAAAGACUAUUAUAAGUUCGUUCGUACUUGCAGACAUAAUGUUCAGUUUAAAUACUCGUUAAACAGAUUGUUUUGAAAUUUCUGUUAUGUCAUAUAGGUCACGCAAGUAUCGAUAAAGUCGAUAAAACGUACGGGCCUAUGCGAGAAUACAAAAAUAUACAACUCCUUCCAAAUUCUUAUGAAAUAUUUUGUUAUUGAUUUGCUUUAAAUAUACUAAAAUGAUACUUUUAAGCUCGUCAUACAACUUGAAAUGUUUUGGAUAUGAUGUCGGCGGGUACGAACGAACCCUUCUAUACUUGAGUGGACUCCAAAUGUGUUUAUUGCAUUAUCACCCAUAGACCACUGUAGACGGCAUUUAUUUAUAAGCAUUAACAUAGAGUUUAGGAUGUUAUAGUAAUAUAUGCGUUGAUUUCUAUAGAGAAUAAGCAUUAUGUUGUUUGAACAAUGUGUUUUUUUAAACAAUAUUUAAAUUUAGGCAUACUAAGUCUCCCUGUGACCUUGAUUUGUCUACUUUUAAUAUAUCUACUAUCGUCCAGCAAAGUUAUUUAGAUUAUAUUGUUAAUUUUUAUUUAUAAAUUAAUGCAUGCAAUAAAAUUUGAAUGAUAUUUUGCUAUUAAUGUCUUAUUGGCGGAAGAAUUUUUUAUGCCUAACAUUCGAGCUUGCUGGUGUGGCCAUGAUCGUGUUGUGUUGGUUCAAAUCGAUAUGCGAUAAGUCUCUGUUAAACAAAAAUAUUUCUAUAAGAUAAUACAAUAUACGAUAUUUAUCAAGAUAGCAAUAUCAAAACUAGAAAUUGAUGUACUCUACAAGCACACACAAUAUUUUAUUCAAUGGAUUUUGUUUAAAAUAUUCUAUCUUUUUAUAUCAUAUUUCUUUCGUAUAUUACUUAUCCACAUUUGAUUUCUACCAACACAAAAGAGUUCUAAGUAUUGUGCCAUUAUGGCCGGAUGGCUGUAGCCUUAGGACAAAUGUAAUUGGCUUUUAGACCUUUUUGAUUCGUUGUUGUAUUAUUAAUUUCAAGUUUUUUUUGUAAUGUAACUUAACAUUGGUGUAUAAGGUAUACUUAUGAGGUGGAAUUAGUGAUUUUUAACGCAAUAAAUAUGUUUUUUAAUUAAACAUUUACGAGCUUAAUCCUUUUGUUGAUGUUUUGUGUGGCUAAAAAGGCACUGUAAUGCAGGGGAACGCAUUCCGUGUGUAAUUUAUCGAGCUAUGUGCAAUAGUGGUGAUGUAAAAUAUGUUUUUUGACUACUUAAUUUUAUCGAUAUAUUCAAAAUCGAUAGAUCGGGAAAAUGUAUCGAUACAUCGAGGAAAUCUAUCGAUAAAAAACUAUCUUGUCUUUGUCUGACAUUAAUAAAGUUCCUUUGUGUUACGCUACCUUUUAGUCUCGCUAAUGUUUGUUCUGUCCGUUUUGUUGUCUCGGUGCUUGUUAGAUAGAGGUUGAUGGAACUCGGUAAAGACGUAAAUUUGAUCCACUCAAAAUUAUCUUAAACCUAUUACGUUGAAACUGCUGAUUUCAUUGUUACGUGACGUAAAAAAUUGCUCUGUAGUGGUAUUUUUAGACUUAAUCUUCCUGUAAUUAUAUUUCUAUUAAAACUAAAUGACUCAGUAAAUAUUGUUUUAUGGAAUCCA
Molecule: messenger RNA, 5047 nt
Organism: Manduca sexta (tobacco hornworm)
Lineage: Eukaryota; Metazoa; Arthropoda; Insecta; Lepidoptera; Sphingidae
Gene: hzg
Product: carboxy-terminal domain RNA polymerase II polypeptide A small phosphatase 1
Exons: 5
Coding region: 153-1031 (292 amino acids)
Molecular function (GO): RNA polymerase II CTD heptapeptide repeat phosphatase activity
Source: RefSeq, a predicted model, not a curated record